UUGGUCAACGGUUUUUAUUCUUUUUAAAUCUAUUGUUUUUUUUUUUUAUCAAAAUCAUUGAUAGGCUUAUUCUUGUAUUUUAUAAUUCAAUUUAGACAAUUUUCUUCAUUCUGUAUUUUUCUUGGUUGGAUCACGUCUAAAAUAAUUUUGAAAAGUUUUUAAUACAGAAGUAUUUUCGUUGGCAAAAUUUUUUAUAAUUUAUACAACUUACAGUCAUGUAGAAACGAAAGGAAUUUCGAAAUUUAUUUGGACAAUACAAAGUAUUAAUUAUUUGUUAUUGGAACAUUUCGUAGUUUUCAAAAAAAUUUUUCAAUAUGUCGGGGUCUGAAAAUAGGAAGUCUGGUAGACCAACAACACGCCAUGACUACGGUAAGGUCAACGAGAUAGGAUUCGGAGAUGAUGACACUGGAAAUCCUUCCGAAAAUUCGGACAACCAAGAUGGCGCUACCGGCAUUUCUACCGCCGUUUUCAGCCCAGUGAAAAAUAAGAAGGAUGAGACUUUGGCUCUUCUGCAAAGCCAGUUACAAUCGUUGGAUCAAGAAGGGGAGGAGUUGAGGAAAGAUGCAGAAAUUACAAAAUUGCAGAAAAGGAUUGAGCAGAAGAAAAAGUCAGUAGCAGAAUUACGAGUUUCUCGCAUAAACCAACUCAGGAACCCGAAAGUGAAGAGGUGUCUAAUUCUGUCUGACUCUAUGGCUAAGCAUGUAACUGACAUUCGUGAAACAGACAUACGGUCUUAUCCUGGGAUAACUAUUGGACAUUUAACUUCUAAGAUCAUGAAGGGUUCAAUAAAUUUAAAUUACGAAAAUAUUGUUAUUCAUGUAGGUACUAAUGAUGUCAAUAACUUUUCUUCGGGUGAAAUUUCCUCUCUGUAUUCUAACUUAAUCACUGCUGUCAAGACCUUCACAGAUAGUUCUGUCACAAUAUACUUGUCCUCUAUCUUGCCUAGACCAGUAGAUUUCUCAGAAACAGGACCGAAAGUCAAAGAGAUAAAUUUAUCUCUUGAAGCCAUUUGUAAGGAUAGGAAGAUUAAGUUUCUAAAAUCUUUUCGUCCCUUUCUCAAAGCCAAUCAGCCUCGUAGAGAGCUUUACGCCAUCAAAGAUGGCGGCUUACAUCUAAAUUUAGAGGUUCAUGAAACAUUACUAAAGCAAGUUAUUGAUGAUCAUGCUCCUAUAAAAAAGAAACGUCCAAGAAAAAACCCACCCCCUUACAUGAAUGCAGAGCCAGGCUAUAGCUGUCAGACAGCCCUCUUGCGUGUGGUUGAGGACUGGAAGAUUGCACUGGACAGGGGAGACCACGUGGCCGCAAUACUUAUGGAUCUGUCAAAAGCUUUUGACUGUAUCCCUCAUGAUCUUCUUGUCCUCAAGCUACAGGCAUAUGGGCUGACUGACAGAGCCUCCAAACUUAAUGGUUCAAAUUUAGCCAGAUGCAAGCAAACCCUGACAAAUUUCAAGCAAUUUCUGUUGGAAAAGAUACGCAUGAUGUCUCUCCUACCUUUCAAGUUGGAGAUGUAUGUAAAUACUUUACUAGUACCAACUGUAAAAUCCACUACCUAUGGUAAGAAGUCGUUCAGGUAUGAGGCAGUGCAGGUGUGGAACAGCCUCCCAAAUGAAAUCAGACAGGUGGAUAACUUCAAAGAGUUCAGGAGACUGAUCCGCACCUGGGCUGGACCAUCCUUUCUUAGCCAUACUAUGUAA
Molecule: messenger RNA, 1694 nt
Organism: Mercenaria mercenaria
Lineage: Eukaryota; Metazoa; Mollusca; Bivalvia; Venerida; Veneridae
Exons: 7
Coding region: 315-1694 (459 amino acids)
Source: RefSeq, a predicted model, not a curated record